Drosophila erecta is the source of this 6247-nucleotide messenger RNA. RefSeq lists its product as uncharacterized. Gene Ontology annotation, cellular component: cytoskeleton. Gene Ontology annotation, biological process: signal transduction. Bases 1396 to 6078 code for a protein of 1560 amino acids. The transcript is spliced from 10 exons. Lineage: Eukaryota; Metazoa; Arthropoda; Insecta; Diptera; Drosophilidae. Gene Ontology annotation, molecular function: protein binding. The record is from RefSeq and is a predicted model, not a curated record.
AAUUGGGGGCUGCUCCAGCUGUUGUCGCCAGUCUCAUUUUGUUUUUGCAUCGCGAGCCGGACGGUCGCCGAAUCGGAUUCAUACUGGAAUUCGGAAAUAGCGCUCUAGCGGAGAGCGGGCCUUUUUGCCUUUCUGUGUGCUUUUGAAUAAAGUCUGCUUGUAAAAAGUGUAAAGAAAGCGGCGCCGCCAAGUGAGCCGGGUGUGUGUGUGCGUGUACCCUUUGUUUUUGUGUGUUUGCAAGUACAAAAGUAAAACAGCCCUAAAAGCAACUACAAAGUCUCGGCUGUGGCGGUGACAGCGCAGUAGCAGCGACGCAGCGGAGCAGUAGCAGCGCAACGGCAGCGACGUCCAGUGCAUUUUGGUGCAAACUAAUUGUUGUUGUGAGAGGUACGCUAUACUGUGCAUGUGCAUGUGUGCGGGUGGGUGUUAGUUGCAGGUGUGUGCGUGCGAUUUGAUUUGAUUUGCUUUUUUGUUGUGGUUUUAUUUUGCCAUCUUUUCAUCAAGUAAUAACAUCGAAAUAAAAGGAAUUUGUGUGGAAAUUAUGAAAUGCGCAUAGAUAUAUAAAAUGUUUUAGUAACAAAUAAUUCAAACUCAAAGUACAUUUAUAAAAUUAAGAAGUAUGAAAUGAAUCGACAAAUUGUCAAGAGUUAAAUUAAAAAAAUACACGAAUAACGUACACGAAUAACAAAAGCAAAAUAAAAGAAAAAUCAUAUUUAAUAAACUGCAUAGUGGGCUGUUGUAUAAGCAUUUGUUUACAUAGUGCAAAAGCCCAUAAAUUGUACAAUUCCCCAAGCAGAGAAGUGUUCUCUCUCUCUUUCUCGCCGUCGCUUGUGUUAAUUGAAAAAAAAGUCAACAAACUUCCUGUUUUUAAAAAGGUCUCCCUCCGUUUUCCGCACUUUUCAUAACUGUUGCCGCAGACAACAAGAGUAUUAUUGUGGCAGUACCGCCCCGCCCCCUCUCUGCUAAGCCCUUUCUUCCACCCACAAACGCUCUCUCUCUCUCUCUGAAAGGGGAAGCGAAUUGUGAGAGUGGAUGUGUGUUGGCAAGAAAGUUUUGUAUUUGCUCUUGUGAUUUCUGCCUGCUGUUUGAUAUUUGCCAGAAGUGCGGGCGCUGAAGUUUUUAGUGCAACAUUUCUCUGCUCCAGCGGGAGCUUUUAUAAUGUGUGUGUGCGCUAUUAUUAAAACCCCCAACGCUCACACACACAGAGCCGUGUGCAUGGGGCAAAAAACUAUGGCCAUGUGUAUGUGUGCGAGGCGUUGGCGUUCUGACCAGAAGAAGAGGAAGAUAAAGCAGCGGUAAAGGGUGAAAGGAAACGGAAAGAAACGGAGAAAUGGGGAAGGCAAAAGAAGGAGAGUGGCAAGGAUACUUAAUAAAUAAAUCAGCGAAUGUGUUUCAAUGAUGUUACUGCCUUCGGGGCGUUCGAAUAGUGAUGUCUAUCCGCUACAAAAUGCCGCAAACACAACAGCAACAUCGACAGGAGGAGCAACAUCCACUGGAGGCGCGGGAGGAGCAGGCGGAGUUGGAGGCGUAGGAGCAACGUCCAAGCCCAAGCCCUUGCUACUGACACGAACAUCAUCUCCUCAAUUGACAACGCUGCCGACAACAAAUGGCUCUGUUGUCCAUGCCACGCCCACCCGCUCCAACGGAUGUUCGCUGCCCCAAUCCUCCGGAAUCCCAGUGACAUUGGCAACAACAGCCUCGGCAAUGGCAACAGCAACAGCAACACCAGCCACAUCUGGAUGUCAGGGAGUGGAGGGCACAGCAUCGACGGAGCUGGGCUCUGGGUUAGCAAAUGGAACUAACUGCGGCACCGGCAUCUAUGGGCCACUUUUGGGUCAAAGUCAUGGGGGUGUCAUCGCUGGCAUGGCCGAAAAUUGGCCAGAAAUUGAUGGACACUUGGAGGCCAUACAGGAAAAGCUCAAGCCCGGCUGGAGUGUUCAUGUGGGCAAGGAGGGCAGGCUCUACUAUUGCAAUCACAUGACGCAAUCUGCGGGUUGGCUGCCAGCCUGCGAGGAUUGGAGCAAACACGAGGAGCUCUCCUAUGGCUGGGAGCGUGCCAUAGACUCCAAGGGUCGUUCCUACUAUAUAAACCACCUGAAUAAAACGACCACCUACGAGGCGCCCGAGUGCAUACGCUGGGAUGAACAUCCUCCGGAACCGCGACAUGUUCAACUCCAGAGGAACGCCAGCCUGGGAUUUGGAUUCGUGGCCGGGAGUGAACGGCCCGUAAUCGUGCGAUUUGUGACGGAGGGUGGCCCCAGCAUCGGAAAACUGCAGCCGGGCGAUCAGAUCCUGGCGGUGAAUGGCGAGGAUGUGAAGGACGCGCCGCGCGACCAUGUCAUCCAGCUGGUGCGAGCAUGUGAGGCGCAGGUCAAUCUCUUGGUGUGCCAGCCCAUGGCGCACUGCGUCCUUCCGGGCAGAAAAUCCACCCUGCUUUCUGCGGGCAAGCGCGCCAAGCUGAGGUCGCGUCCUAGUCGAGUUCGAUUUGCCGAAAGUGUCUGCGUCAACGGAGCUCCACUGUUCCCGCCCUCGGCCUUCUCCCUCGGCGACAUCUGCGUACCCCCGAUGGCCAAUGUGUUGAAGGUGUUCCUCGAGAACGGGCAAACCAAGUCCUUCAAGUACGACGCCACCACUACGGUGCAGGACGUGGUCAGCUCGCUGCUGGACAAGCUAUGCCUGUGCUGUGGCGAGCUCUUCAGCCUGGUGCUGGAGCACGUGAAGAGCCUCAAGCGAAACAAGCUGACCCUGCUGGAUCCGCAGGAGUCGCUGGCCAGGAUUGCUGCGCGUCCGGGAGCGCACAAAUUGAGAUGCCUAUUCCGCAUCACCUUCGUGCCCAUCUCGGCCGCGGAACUGGCGCAGCGGGAUCUGCACGCCCUGGACUACCUGUACUUGCAGUGCUGCAACGAUGUCAACCAGGAGCGAUUCGCCCCAGAGCUGCAGCCGGAAUUGGCCCUGCGUUUGGCCGCCCUCCACAUGCACCAGCACGCCCUGGCCAACAACUUUGCGCCCGCCAAGCUCACCGUCAAACUGGUCGAACGUGAGUUCGGACUGGAGCGCUUUGUGCCGGUGAGUCUGUUCGAGGGCAUGAAGCGGAAGGAACUGCGCCGGCUGAUUUCUCACUUCCUGAAGCUCAACGCGGAAAUGACGGGAUCCUCCAGCAAGGUUCUCACACAGCUGCAGGCCAAACUCCAUUAUCUAGAUAUAAUCGCUAGCUUACCAAGCUAUGGAGCCAAAUGUUUCAGCACAAACCAAAGAGAGGGCGUCGAGCGCGUCCUGCUGGUGAGUCCACGCUUUGGACUGAGCCAAAUAUCCAGUGCCCGCAACUCGGUGCCCCAGCCUAUUUCCGCCAUCGAGGACUUCACCCAUGUGGUCGUGAAUCGCGAGGAUGAUGUCACCUGCAGCGUAUCCAUAUUCAUGCUCGGAGAUCGAGCUGUGAAGUUCACAAUGGAGGAUCGGGAUGGCUGCGAAUUUAGCCUUGUCCUUGGUGGCUACUACCGACUGCUGACAGGAAAUGUGUUAAAUAUCCUGAGAGAACGGGAACCGAACGACGAGGACAAUGCGCCCGGCUUUCUGUCCCAGCACACCGUGCUCCCAGCGGGAUGGAGCUACCUGCUUCCCUUCCACACUCGAGCGCACAGCGUUAACUUCCUAAUGGCGCCACCCUACCAUCCGCUGAUCCAAAGGGGUCAGCUCCAGCAGCAAUCCUCCAUUCAGGCGCCUUCUUCACUGCCCUACGUCAUGGACCUGGACUUGCACAGUGUGAUGGCCACCGAGCUGCUGGAGGAGGCGGCCAAGGAUUCGGGACUGAGUGACAGCAGUGGUAGCAACUACUGCGAGGGACGCAGCCACUUGGGCAGCCAUCAACUGGAGGCUAAGAACGAGCAGGUUCUGAGGAGGGUCCAGGAACUGCAGCACCUAGUUCAGACCUCCGAGCAAUAUCUGAGUGAACAGGAGCAGGGCGGCGGCGGCGGAGGCGGAGGAGGCGUGGCCAUGCUGGAAUUCGAUUCGGAUUGCGAUAGUCUCAACAGCAGUAAGGUUUCCUCGACGGAGGGCUCGCAGGGUGGCACUAUUCUGGGACCAGGAGUAAUCAUUCCGCCAGGACAUCCUCUGAAACAUAGUGAUUCCCUUACGCUAUUGGCGGAGACCAUUAACCACGAGUUGAGUGGCAUAACCCAGGGAUUGAACUCCAUUCCCGAGUCUGCUCCAGUUUCCACAUCUGCUCCUCCGACUCCAGCGACGCCCAAGCGAAAGCCAAGUCUCUGCAGCACUUCCAGCCCGAGACCGCAAAGGAAAUUGAAUGGCUUUAGCCAGCUGUUGAGUGACUUGCAAGCCUUGGGCACCGAUUUCUCCCAGAGCGAAAGUGAUUCGGAGUCCGUGGCCUCACCAGCGCAAUCUCCUACAACCAGAAGACCACAAAUGAUGUCGCUCCAGGCAGCAGGAUCAUCCUCUGGAUCCGGAGCACCAGCCAAACAGCAACUCUCGCAAAGGAGCAGCUUUGGCUUGCACAGUCCCGAUGGCACACAUUUCGGCGCCGAAACAAAGGAUUACAAUCUGAGGGAGUAUCUGCAGCAGCUGAAGGAGAUUAGCAAUGCGGCAUCUGCGGACACGGACGUUGCUGCCCGUCAGCUUUCUGAGAUUUAUGGAUUUGAAGUGAGGGAAGAUACAUUCAUUGAAACCGAUACGGAUCUCAUAGAUCUGCGUGCCAUUCCGCCACCCCAAACCCCCGAUGAGUUGGAUUCCCUGUCCCUGAUGAAUGCAGCUCCCCCAAAGGGAUUCGAGGGCAAGGCUGAAGAGCUGGACAGUUUCCUGCAACAGAUUAUGGUGGCACCACCCACGCAGAAAGCGACACCCGCCAAGGAACUGACACCCGAGGAGAUAAUGUCGUUCAUCAUACCACCACCGCCGAAUUUGGAGCAACAGCAGGUGGUUCCUCCAGUGGAAACAGAGUGCCUGUAUAGCAAUUCUGUUCAGGCAAAGAGGGAGUUCUUCCAAUCGGUGGCCAACGGCAACAAUGGAACUGCUAGUCACUCACCCCACGUUAUCGAGUACGCCACUGUUGAGAGGAAGAGCAAGUUCAGCUGUUGUCCCACCAGCAAAAAGGAGGAGCAGCCGGGUCAGGAGGAACUGCAACCACCGCCCAGAACACCCACUACCGAGCAACUUUCACCGCCGCCGGCGAGACCACCGAAAAGUGCCGAGCUCCUGCAGCGCUAUUCGCCCAAAAAACAGGUGCGUAUAGCCGCUAGCCCAGUAAUGCAGCCGCAGGAGCGGCGGGAACUCUGUCCGCCACAGCUGCCGCCGCGGGGAAGUCCCACGCUGGAUGGAAGCCAGAACAGUCCCACGAACCCGGUGAGUGGUCCCAAGAAACCCCCGUUGCCGCCCAUCGCCUGUCGCCCGCGUCCUUCGAACGGAGUGAAUUCUCCGAACUCCUCAUCACCCGGAUCAGCACCACCUGCCCACUACUCACCACCCAUUCCGGCCACCGUUCGUCUGCCCCACUUGAACCAAGCCAAUGGAACACUUCCCCUGCUCCCUAAGAAACCACAGCAGCUGCAUGGCGAGAAGUUGUUCAUUAAAAACGGUCACCUAAUUGAUGGCGAGGCGCUGCUGGCCAAAACGGAUGUGGCCAUGGCCGGUCUGCUAAUCAAGUUGGACCAGGUUGCCGCCCAGUGUUCGGUGGCUCAGGCGGCAGGAGGCGGCACCUCCAUCGACGAGGAGAAGUUCCAACGCGCUAGGAACGAGUUGACCGAACAGACCUUGGCCCUGGUCACGGCUAGCAAGUUCCUGGUGGCCUCCAUGUCGGACAUGACAUUGAUUACGCUGCCAGAACAUCUGACUUCCUGCCUGACAGCCAUUCGACGGAUUACGGAGCUGGCCCAGGACAUGACCAGGCACACUUCGGCUCCGUUGCAAACCAGGAACAUAGUGCUCAAAGUACACGAUGUGGCGAGUAGUUUCAGGGAGCUGGUGGGCGUUGAGAUCGGACCCAUUGGCGCUGGACAAUUGGCGCUGCAGGCCGAGUGUCUGGCCAAUGUCCUGGCCACUCUGCUGAGAUCCCUGCGCGUAUUCUCUCCAUAACCCAGCGAGAGCGAAGGAAGCGGAAGUGGAGAGGCAAUCGAAAGCGAAGUCAGAAGUGAAAGUGAAACCCGAAAUAGCAAUUUAUCCAGUCCCGACAUAUCGCACGUUCGUCUGUCUAUGUGUAAAUCUCCUUACACCACCUACGUCUAGAUGUGCAUGAAGCCCCAAA